AUGGUUACCUAUGAUGUCGAUGUCAAUAUUUACGGCGCACAAUCAUGUGUCCACCUAAACCUCCUAGCCUGCACGAACGAUGCUGUUCACAUGCGUGGUAGCAUCCAUGCCACAUUCCCUACAGCAAACAGAGUCAAGCGAUCCACUGACGCUAUUGCACCGAUGCUUAAGGAUGGAAAGGAUCAGGUGCAAGGAUCUUCAUGA
Penicillium vulpinum is the source of this 204-nucleotide messenger RNA. RefSeq lists its product as uncharacterized. The transcript has a single exon. NCBI's taxonomy places the organism in Eukaryota, Fungi, Ascomycota, Eurotiomycetes, Eurotiales, Aspergillaceae. Bases 1 to 204 code for a protein of 67 amino acids. The record is from RefSeq and is a predicted model, not a curated record.